AUGGCAAGAACAAAACAAACAGCGAGAAAGAGCACUGGUGGGAAAGCACCACGUAAACAAUUAGCAACUAAGGCAGCAAGAAAAUCAGCAGUACAAGGUUCAUCACAAGGAACAAAAAAAUUACGUUUUAAGUCUGGUAUGGUCGCUUUAAAAGAAAUCAGAAGAUAUCAGAAAUCGACUGAAACUGUUGUAAGAAAGGCCCCAUUCCAAAGAAUGGUAAGAGAUAUUACUUCUAAAAUCAGAGAUGAUAUGAGAUAUCAAGCACAAUGCUUGUCUGCUUUACAUGAAGCAUUCGAAAAUUACAUUGUUGGUUUGUUUGAAGACGGUCUCCUUGCUGCCAAUCACGCUAAGAGAGUAACAGUCAUGCCAAGAGAUAUUAGUAUUGUCGGUAAACUUAGAGGCAGAUUUGGAUUCUACUAAUUACUAAAAGUACCUUUACACGUAUAGCAAAUAUUUUUUAUUGUUUCUGAUUUAUUUGAUUUUGGAAUUUCUUUCUUUUCGAAGAUUCUAAUUUUUUGUAGAUUCAAUUAUUUUUUUGUUGUUUUUUGCUCU
Molecule: messenger RNA, 552 nt
Organism: Doryrhamphus excisus (bluestripe pipefish)
Lineage: Eukaryota; Metazoa; Chordata; Actinopteri; Syngnathiformes; Syngnathidae
Source: RefSeq, a predicted model, not a curated record